Osmia bicornis bicornis is the source of this 614-nucleotide messenger RNA. RefSeq lists its product as uncharacterized. Bases 30 to 614 code for a protein of 194 amino acids. The transcript is spliced from 3 exons. The record is from RefSeq and is a predicted model, not a curated record. Lineage: Eukaryota; Metazoa; Arthropoda; Insecta; Hymenoptera; Megachilidae.
AUGCUUCAAGUAUAUAUAUUUAUAUCAUUAUGUUCUUUAGAUGCAAGCUCUGGCUUCAGGCAUGUGGUAGAGAAGAUCUUCCGUCUUCGGAAUAUCAACACUACCACAAGACCCGCAGAGUAUGUAGUAACCAUUUCGAAAAUAGAAUGUACAUGGGUCCUUCCAAGUCCAGGUUAUUACCAACAGCAAUUCCAAAGCAGAUUGAGUCUGAUACAAAUAUUCAAGAAGAGAGCGGUAAUAAUCCUGAGUUUCAGCCUCCAGCAAAAAUUCGUGUCGUAGACAUAGCAGCAAUUUCAGGUCCAUCUCAUCAGGGAAACAUUACACCAAUCGGCUUUGAUGCAAGUGUUCAGACGCCAGCAUCGAUAUCUGCAGGGACACCGAGGAAGCGUAAGCUUGAAAAUGAAAUGUGUAAUUUAGAACGCGAGAAUUUAGAGCUAAAAGCGGAAGUGUUAGAACUUCGUGAUAAUCAGUCUAGUUUAAGUACGUUUCAGGGUUUGUGUAAAAAAUUUUUAUCGCCAAAAAUAGUUAAUUUGGUUAAUAUGCAAGUUCUUCAAAAUAAUAGAAAUGUUCACGGUAGGCUCUUCCGUCGACGAGGAUGUUACAGAGGUAUUUAG